Messenger RNA from Baudoinia panamericana UAMH 10762, 2514 nucleotides. RefSeq lists its product as uncharacterized. Lineage: Eukaryota; Fungi; Ascomycota; Dothideomycetes; Mycosphaerellales; Teratosphaeriaceae. Gene Ontology annotation, molecular function: GTPase activity; microtubule binding; GTP binding. The record is from RefSeq and is a predicted model, not a curated record. The coding region runs from base 1 to 2514 and encodes 837 amino acids. Gene Ontology annotation, cellular component: microtubule; cytoplasm; membrane. The transcript is spliced from 3 exons.
AUGCCAAACGACGCAAACGCACUGAACCAGUUGUUGUCCUCGGACCAGGCCGACCUACUCAAUGCCAUUGAUCGGUUGCGAGACCAUGGUUUGCAACGCGAGCUCGACCUACCGCAGCUCAUUGUCUGUGGCAACCAGUCUGCUGGCAAGAGCUCUGUCUUGGAGGCUAUUUCGCGUGUACGCUUCCCUGCUGGCGACAAAUGUGUGACUCGAUUUGCCCUAGAAAUUGUGCUUCGUCGAGCACCAGCGGAGAGCAUGAGAGUGAGCCUUGUAGCUGCUAAUGAUAAGGACAAAGACUACGUCAGUGCUUUCGACGCCGAACUGCCAAAGCUUGAGGAUUUCGCAGAUGUUGUUGCCAAAGCAUCCGAACACCUGCUCGCUUCCCGUGCAGUGGAUGAACCAAGUGGUUAUUCCAAGCACAAGCUGCGGGUUGAAAUCUCCGGACCGAAGCAAAUCAAUGUCACGCUUGUGGACCUUCCUGGACUCAUCCAGGCUACGUCUAGCGAGCAAGGCGACGGCGAUAUUGCGCUCGUACAAUCUAUCAGUGAGCGCUAUAUGCAGAGCCCGAAGUCGAUCAUUCUUGCAGUAAUGGAGGCGCCGGUAGACGCUGAAACCCAACCAAUUUUCCAACUCGCCCGCCGUGUCGACCCCAAAGGUGAGCGUACCCUUGGUAUCUUGACAAAGCCAGAUCGCCUUGAGCUCGGCAAAGAAGGACGCAUCUUACGUCUAAUCCGCAAUGAAGACAUUCCACUUGCUCUUGGCUGGCAUGUUGUCAAAAACCGCGAGCAUGCUAAGCGUGACGUUUCGCCUGAAAAGCGCGAUGCGCUAGAGCAGGACUUUUUCAGCUCGGCACCGUGGAUGUCUCUCCCUCCGGACUUGUGCGGUGUGACGACUCUUCGAACGAAGCUUGCCCGCACACUUCAUCAGAGUGUUGCAAGAAGCUUGCCCAAGCUUAUUGAAGACGUAGAAGGCCACAUAAAGAAGAGCGAUCAGAUUGCGCAGAAGCUCGGCAGUCCGCGACCAGACUAUCGCCAACAGCUUACAUUCCUAGGCGCGAUACAACAGCGCGUCUCCAAGCUUGUCAACGAAGGCCUGAAAGCGGAGUACGACGAUGUAUUCUUCUCAGACAUGGGAGCGCUUUCGGGCCAGUGCAAGCCUUUGCGCAAGAGGCUUCGAUACUUGACGGACAUAUUCGCCGAAGAUAUGCAGCAACAUGGCAUGCGCUAUCCAGUGAACGUUGCGGAAGACCCAGGGCGCCAAGCCCACGCUUCCAAUAAGCUCCCUGGCUCAUCCGCCAUCACUAAGCUGGAACGUGGAGACAAGACUAUACCUUUGGAUGAGGCAUCUUAUAUCAUGGCCCUCGAAGCGUUCAUACAGGACAACAAAGGCCUUGAGCUGGACGGUCAUUACUCGCCAUCGCUUGUCGGCAAGUUACUGCUUGUUCAGACAUCGCCUUGGGAGACGAUCACUGAGCGCUAUAUUCAUGACUGCUGGCUCGCAGUCGAAGACUUUUUCCUCCUCGUUCUCGACGACUGCACUAGUAAGCACACAGCAUCGGCGAUCCAGGAUAAUCUCACCAAAGACAAGAUGGAGACGGCUCGUGUCCAGCUCGACUACAAGGUGCAAGAGCUUUUAGCACCCUCCCGCACAAACACUCCGAUAACGAAGAAUCCUAUGUACCUCGCGCGGGAGAGAGCUAUACUCGGCAAGACUCACGAGUGGGGUGUCAACAGCAACGACAGUGCACAAACGGGAGUCGUGCAGCUUCGGGCCCAGGUGCAGGCGUUGUACGAUGUCGUGUUGAGUACUUUCGUGGAUAAUGUAUUAGUGCUUGCUGUGGAGAAUUGUCUUGUCCGGAGUUUGCAAAGCUGGCUCACAACAAACGACGUGUUGGGCAUCGAUGAGAAAACUCUGCAUGCUGUCACAGCGGAGCCAGCACAUGUUGUGCAGCUACGCGAACACAACUCUACGCUGCUCGACACGCUCAGGGAAGUACGGCUGGUCUUUAAGAAGGCCGCCCCGUAUUCAGCCGUAAGACCCGCGCUGUCUUUUACGCAGGCGCCGUCUGUGUCUCCUUUAGAUGCCGAUACCGUAGAUGACCGUCCAUUCGUAGGUGCCGAAGACAAGUCCAGAGUCAACUUCGUACCUGCUGCAGCGGUUCAGGAGUUUUCAGCAUCACGACUGCCAGCUACGACUAGCUCACAACAGUCAGCCACCCAACUUAACGCUAAUGGACACACAAGUCGCCAGCCAUCUUCCGCCCCCGGGCUUGUCUUUCCGUCUGGACCCACCAACUUCACUGCCCAUCCGUUUGCCGACUUCCUCUCAGGUAAUUCAAAGGAAUUCGGAUACGGGAAUGUGCCAUCCAACCGGUCGAACUUCUUCGAUCAGAAUUUAGAUGAUGCAAGGCGCUCUGAAUCUGAAGGCGUGCAUUCCUCGAAAUCGCUGUCUGGCACUCCACGCUCGGGGAAUGGAAGGGAGCCUGCCACCCCAGAUAAUCAGCAUAGACGCUAA